Molecule: messenger RNA, 6321 nt
Organism: Chrysochloris asiatica (Cape golden mole)
Lineage: Eukaryota; Metazoa; Chordata; Mammalia; Afrosoricida; Chrysochloridae
Gene: TDRD6
Product: tudor domain containing 6
Source: RefSeq, a predicted model, not a curated record
AUGUGCUCGACGCCCGGGCUGCCGACGCCUGGAGCCUCGCUCUCCCUGCGGGUGUCCUUCGUCGAUGUGCACCCGGAGGUGAUCCCCGUGCAGCUCUGGGGGCUGUUGGGCGAGCGGCGGGAAGAGUACGUGCGACUGAGCCGGGAGAUCCAGGAGGCGGCGGCCACGCGCGGUCCGUGGGCGCUGGGUGGCGCUGCGGCCUCGUCGGGCGAGCUGUGCCUGGUGCAGAUGGGGCUCAUGUGGCACCGCUGUCGUGUCGUCAGCCGGCAGGCGCAGGAGAGCCGCGUCUUCCUACUGGACGAGGGCCGCACCAUCACGGCGGGCGCAGGUUCCCUGGCACCCGGGCGCAGCGAGUUCUUCCACCUGCCUUCGGAGGUGCUGGGCUGCGUACUGGCUGGCUUGGUGCCCGCGGGCGGCGGUGGCGCGGGCGGUGGCGAGCCUCAGCACUGGCCAUCCAGCGCUGUGGACUUCCUUAGCAACCUGCAGGGCAAGGAAGUGCACGGGCGCGUGCUGGACGUGCUGCUCCCGCAUCGCCUGGUCCUCCUGGAGGUGCCUUGUCUUUUUCAGCAGAUGCUGGAGCUUGGCCUGGCCCGGCAGGUACCCGAAAGCCUCUUCCGCUCACUGCUCAAACGCUAUCUCACAGCGGCCACUUCGGGCCUGGGUCCCGGGGUCCCGGUUCUCCCGCGAGUUCUACCCAAACAAGAGCAACCUGGUCUGGAUUACUUCUAUCCCCAGCUGCAGCUGGGAGUGACGGAGCCGGUAGUAGUAACCCAGGUGUGCCAUCCGCACCGCAUUCACUGCCAGCUCCGGAGCCUCUCGCAGGAGAUCAGCCGCCUCUCUGAGAGCAUGGCCCAGGUGUACCGCAGCUCAACAGGGACAGGAGAUGACAAAUCUACCAGUGCCCCCUGGGAGGAGCGGGAGGAAAAGGAGGAGAACCCAGACAAGCCGGGGUCUCCAUGUGCUUCCUGUGGAUUAGAUGGGCUUUGGUACAGGGCACUCUUGCUUGAAACCUUCCGGCCGCAGCGCUGUGCCCAAGUGCUUCAUGUUGACUAUGGAAGGAAGGAGUUAGUGAGUUGUAGUAGUCUCCGGUACUUGCUGCCUGAGUAUUUCCGGAUGCCCGUGGUGACUUACCCUUGUGCUUUGUAUGGACUCUGGGAUGGUGGGAGAGGCUGGUCCAGGUCACAGGUCGGUGACCUGAAAGCGCUCAUACUGGGUCAGGCAGUGAAUGCAAAGAUUGAAUUUUAUUGCGCCUUUGAGCAUGUGUAUUAUGUCACGCUAUAUGGAGAAGAUGGAAUUAAUCUUAACUGUGUAUUUGGUGUACAGUCAUGUUGCUUGGCUGACAAAUUCCUUCAGAACCAGGGAAUAGAUGAGGAGGAUGAGGAAGAAGAGCCAGAAACAGCUCUUCACACUCAGUCUCCUUCUGAAGAAAUGGAUGAAGAGAUUUCACUCCCAUCCUUAAGAUCUAUCAGGUUAAAGAUGAAUGCCUUUUACGAUGCCCAGGUAGAGUUUGUUAAAAGCCCUUCUGAGUUUUGGAUUAGGUUAAGGAAACACAAUGGUACCUUCAACAAGUUGAUGAGGAGAAUGUGCAGUUUCUAUUCCUCCGCCACAAAGCUGGAUGGUGUAGUUUUGAAACCUGAACCCGAUGACCUUUGUUGUGUCAAGUGGAAAGAAAAUGGCUAUUAUCGGGCCAUAGUCACCCGGUUAGAUGACAAAAGUGUAGAUGUGUUCAUGGUUGACCGAGGGAAUUCAGAAAAAGUAGACUGGUGUGAUGUUAGGAUGUUGCUUCCUCAGUUUAGGCGAUUCCCAAUACUGGCUCUGAAAUGCACUCUCGCUGAUAUUUGGCCUUUGGGGAAAAGUUGGAGCCAGGAGGCCAUUUCCUUUUUUAAAAAGACUGUGCUCCACAAAGAACUAGUUAUCCAUGCCCUUGAUAGGCAGGCUCAUCAAUACGUUAUUGAGAUUCUUGAUGAAUCCAGGACAGGGGAAGAAAACAUCAGUAAGGUAAUUGCUCAAGCUGGGCAUGCUAAGUAUCAGGAAUUUGAAACAAAGGACAGCAUCCCAAUAAGUGUCCAUCCCCUAGGACAUGUUUCCAACCAUUUUACUACAGAGACUAGCAAAGUGUCUCCUAUCAAGAAGGUAGACAUAGACCAGAAAGCAAAGAGAGAUGAUAAAACUACAGAAGUGAUGACUGGCACCGCAGUUGUUACAAAUGUUUCAACUGGACUUGUUUUGCAGGACAAAGAAAAAAGAGCAUCUGUUUAUACUUCACUCUCACAGAAUUUCUUAAAAAUUAAGCCAGGCUCUUGUAAAAGUGAGCUAGAAGUUGGAAGUACAGUAGAAGUCAAAGUGUCUUAUGUUGAACAUCCUGGCUAUUUCUGGUGCCAGUUGACUAGGAACAUACAAGUGCUUAGAACUCUGAUGGGCAAUAUUCAAGACUAUUGCAAAAAUACAGCUAUUCCUUAUCAGGGCACCACCCCAGCUUGUUUGGCAAAACGAACAGUCAAUGGAAAAUGGUCCAGGGCUCUGAUUAGUGGAGCAGAAUCUGCAGAGCAUGUCAAAGUCAUAUUUGUAGAUUAUGGAGACAGAGAUAUGGUAUCUGUGAAGAAUAUCUAUUCAAUUAGUGAGGAGUUUCUUAACGUUAAGGUUCAGGCUUUUAGGUGCAGUCUUUAUAAUUUAAUUCAACCAACUGGUCAGAAUCCCUUUGUUUGGGAUGAAAAGGCAAUACAAGCUUUUAGUGAGUUUAUAGAUACUGCAUGGGAAGGGAAUCUAGAAUUAAAAUGCACGAUAUUUGCUAUGGCAUCCAUACAUGAUGAAGAACUGUUCCAUGUCGUUGACUUGCUAACACCUUUUCAGAGUGCAUGCCAUACCUUGGUAGAAAAGGGACUUGCAAGACCUGUAAAACUUGAGAGGCCUCUGCAACCGUCUGUUCAGCUACAUUCCUACUAUUAUUCUACACAUGAUGUGAAAAUUGGGAGUGAGGAAUCAGUGUAUGUAACACAUGUUGAGGACCCAUGGACAUUUUAUUGUCAACUGGCAAGAAACGUGAACAUAUUAGAGCAGUUGUCAUGUCAUGUUACACAAUUAAGUCAAGUUUUGCUGAAUUCAAAAACAUCUCCCUUGAUCUGGGGAAAUUUGUGCCUUGCAAAAUAUACUGAUGGAAACUGGUACAGGGGGAUAGUAAUGGAAAAAGAACCAAAUACAAUUUUCUUUGUCGAUUUUGGGAAUGUUUAUGUAGUAGCAAAUGAGGAUCUGCUGCCCAUACCCAGUGAUGCAUAUGAUGUUUUACUUUUGCCCAUGCAAGCUGUUAAGUGUGCAUUAUCUGAUAUUCCUGAUCAUAUACCAAAAGAAGUAACCAUUUGGUUUCAGGAGACUAUUUUAGAUAAGCCAUUAAAGGCAUUGGUUGUAGCAAAAGAUCCAGAUGGAAGGCUCAUUAUAGAACUAUAUGAUGGUACUACUCAAAUUAAUGCUAAUAUUAAUGAGCUGUUAGGAUUACUUGGUGACAAAGGCAGGGCAAGCAAAAAGGAAGAAGCAGUCCUCUCUACAAAUGAAAUUCUUGAAGAAAGUGAAAAUAUGAAGCUGUUACCUACAAAAUAUUUAAGAAAAUCAGUAGAGGACAAAUUGCACAGUAUGGAGACAUUGGAAGAAUCCUGCAUGCCUAAUGUCAGCUCAGCACGUACAGAACCCAGACUUUUACAAAGUUCAGCAAAGACCAACUUCUUCACUCAAUACCAGCACUCCGUGGGAGAUAGGAAUAACCCAAUAUCUCCAGUUACAGCUGAAAAGAAAGAAGGAAUGUUUAAAUCACCUUUGAAGGCAACAGAACUAGAAACCGUUGCUUCUGAGAAAAGAAAACAAGAAUGUAAUAAAGAUUUGCCUCUUAAAUUUUCUGAGUUCCCUCAGAAGACUAUAAUACCUGGCUUUACAACAACUGUUUAUGUUUCUCACAUAAAUAACCUUUCAGACUUUUACAUUCAACUCAUGGAAGAUGAAGCUGAAAUUAACCAUCUUUCAGAGCGAUUAAACCGUACUAGAUCAAGACCUGAAUAUUAUACAGGCCCACCUUUGCAAAGAGGAGAUGUAAUAUGUGCCAUCUUUCCAGAUGACAAUUUAUGGUAUAGGGCUGUGGUCAAAGAGCAACACCCGAAUGAUAGUUUCUCUGUACAGUUUAUAGACUAUGGCAAUGUUUCUGUGGUUUGUGCUAACAAAAUAGGUAGGCUUGACCUAAUUAAUGCAAUAUUACCAGGAUUGUGCAUUCAUUGCUCAUUGCAUGGGCUUUGGAUUCCUGGAAUUAUAAAUUGUAAGGAAAUGAUGCGUUACUUUUCCCACAGGACAAAUGAGGCUCAAGUAAGAUGUGAAUUUGUUGAAUUUCAAGAUAGAUGGAAAGUUAUUCUUGUUGAUGCACAGGAUAUAGCAGAAGAUAUAAUUAACAAAUAUUCUUUCAAUUCAAGAUCUCAAUUUUCUACCCAAAUUAUGAAGAGUUUAAAGAAUGUUAACAAACCAGACAUUGAUACUUCAAUAUUUCUUAACUGGUACAAUCCAGAGAUGAAGACGAUAAGGGCUUAUGCAUCUGUGAUAGAUGGGCCUGAGUACUUUUGGUGUCAGUUUGCUAAUACUGAGAAACUUCAAUAUUUAGAAGUAGAAGUACAAACUGCUGGGCAACUGGUAGCAAAGGGGCAAAAUUGUGUCUCGUAUCCUUGUAUUGGAGAUCCCUGCAUAGUGAGAUACAGAGAAGAUGGGCAGUAUUAUAGGGCACUGAUCACGAAUGUUUGUGAAGAUUAUCUUGUGUCCGUCAGGCUGGUGGACUUUGGAAACAUUGAGGACUGUGUGGACCCCAAAGCACUCUGGAACCUUCCUUCUGAACUUCUGUUGAUUCCCAUGCAAGCCUUUCCCUGUUGCCUCUCAGGAUUUAAUAUUUCAGAAGGAGUGUGCCCUCCAGAGGGCAAUGACUAUUUUUUUGAAGUAGUAACAGAAGAUGUGUUGGAACUAACGAUAUUGGAGAUCAAAAAGGAUAUCUGUGAUAUUCCUUUAGCAAUUGUUGACUUGGAAAGCAAGGGAGAAAGUAUUACCAAGAAAAUGAGAAAAUAUUCUAAGAUGAACAUUACUAACACUGAUGUAGUCCGUGGGAAAGGUGGCUCAGAGAAGAAGGGAGUGCUUGGGUGUCCGAGUCUUCAUGCUGGGCUUAUGACAACGAGUAAUAAAACUGAACAGGAUAAGGUGCUCUACGUGGAACCACAGGUAAAUGAGACCACUGAAAAAAUUAAAAAAGAUUUAAAAAUGAUCGAAUCCAAAUCUUGUAAACUUUAUGACUGUGGAAUUAAUAUUUUUGAAGCUUUUGAAAGCCCAUGCAAAGAUAAAACUGGUACUGAUUUGUUGGAAGGUAAAGUAGAGUGCCAUUUGGUGGACCAAGUAACAUUUGAGAAAUGCCUGACUACAGGACAUAGCAAAUUACUACCAUGUGCUAGUGACACAAAGGGGAUUCUAGAACUGAAUUCACCUGAGGUCCCACUUGCUCCUCAUGGUGAAUCAAAAGAGUUCCUAGAUCUACAAGCUCCUGAGUUGCCACUUGAUUUAGUCGGAAAGGCAGAUAAAGAAGACCCUGGCCUGGGAUCACCAAUAGUGCCAGUUUCCCAAGGCUGUGAUACAGACGUCACCCUGGAACCACAUACACAUCAGCUUCUGCCCAACAAGGAAGCCAAGAAACAUCCAGAAUUGGAACUACCUACAACCCCGCUGUUUCUAGCUGAGGAAAUCAAUCCUUUGCCUUUAAAACUUAGUGGGAAUGUCCGAGAAUCUUUGUGUGCCGAGGACAACAGAAAGUCAAGUUGUGUGGAACGUUUCGAUGAGCCGCUCAGGACACCAUUGCAUCAGCAUGGAAAAAACAGCAAUUCCCAAUUGCAGUUUGAAGGGAAUAUAUUUAAAGAAGGACUGAUGGAAUAUAAAAACAGGAAUGUCAUGUCAUCAUUGACUCCUUUGUUCUCUGGAGAGGAAUCCAGAGAUGGAACAAAAUACAGUAAUGCUUUACCAGAUCAUGUUUUAGCUCAACCAGAGAACACCUAUGCGCUAAAAGGAUUUACUGUUGGAUCCAAAUGUGUUGUGUGGUCAAGUCUAAGAAACACAUGGUCUAAGUGUGAGAUUUUGGAACUAGCUGAAGAAGGCACAAAGGUUUUGAACCUUUCAAGUGGCAUGGAGGAGAUGGUGAAUCCUGAGAAUGUCUGGAAUGGCAUACCCAAUUUGGAUAAGAGUCCAUCUGAGAAACGGGUUCUGGAGAUGAUGUUCCUUAGCUGUGGAGCCAUAGAUGUGACCCGUCAGACAAGCUGCUCUUAA